CCCGCCGCUCGUCGCUUUUCCGGUCUCAGCGCGCUUUCCGGCACGGCGCCGUGCAGCGAGCAGUGCUGCUGGCUCGGGCCCGUCAGCGGGGCCACGCUGCGGUAGUGGGGCUGAGGAGGGGGGAAUCGAGGCCUUUCUCCCUUUGGUGUAAGAAUCAUCGCAUCGCUGCGUGUGAUUUAAGGGCUUUUGGAGCAGCCGGGAGCAGCGGUUUGGGAACGAGGGCCUUUGACGUUCAGUGCGUUACCCCGGCCUCGUGUGUCUGCGGCGGAGGAGAUGUGGAGGUGACGUUUGCAAAAAGAUGGAAAUGGCAGAAGAUAUUAGUGCAGAAGAAUAUCCCACUGAAAUUCAUGAUUAUCUUGCCACGUUUGAAAACUCUCUUACUUCGGUAGAUGAGAUGUUGAAGACAAUGAUGUCAGUUUCUAGAAGUGAGCUUCUCCAGAAGUUAGAGCCUCUUGAGCAAGCAAAACUGGAUUUGGUUUCAGCGUACACAUUGAAUUCAAUGUUCUGGGUAUACUUGGCUACUCAGGGAAUCAAUCCAAAGGAACAUCCAGUGAAACAGGAACUGGAGAGAAUAAGAACAUACAUGAACAAGGUCAAAGAAAUAGCAGACAAGAAAAAGGCAUCCAAACUUGACAAAGGAGCAGCUUCCAGAUUUGUAAGGAAUGCACUCUGGGAACCAAACCCUGAAAAUGAUCAAACUUCUGCUAAAGCAAAGAAGAGAAAGAUGAACUAAUUUUUUUUUUUUCCUCCUUUAUGUUAUCAGAGACACCUAGAGUUAUCAAAAUGUGUUUUCUGCACUGUAUGAGUCCUACAGAAGUGCUGUAUAGCAACAUCUUGAUUAAAUUAUACUUAAAUUUUGCAGGGUUGUAUUUUGUCCAGGAUGCUCCUCUCUGAGGUAACUAUGCACUGAGGUUAAAAAAGAAAAGAAAAGAAAAGCAUUGUAUGUAUAUCUGUAAGUGCUAUGUAAUGCUCCAGAAAUAAUGUUUCAUUAUUAAAAUGAUAAUGACUUGCCAAAUGCUUGUUGGUAAUAGAUACUGGUAUUGUUUCGAUUAUAAUGCCUAAGAAUUAAUUUUUUUACUUAUGUUUUUGUAUGCACUUCGUCUGUUGAAUAUUAAAACAGUCUCAAACAA
This is a messenger RNA of Meleagris gallopavo (turkey), 1130 nucleotides long. RefSeq names its product C1D nuclear receptor corepressor (gene C1D). The record is from RefSeq and is a predicted model, not a curated record. Gene Ontology annotation, biological process: regulation of gene expression; maturation of 5.8S rRNA. Lineage: Eukaryota; Metazoa; Chordata; Aves; Galliformes; Phasianidae. Gene Ontology annotation, molecular function: RNA binding; DNA binding. Gene Ontology annotation, cellular component: exosome (RNase complex); nucleolus.